UGACUCCCCUAACACGGUUUUCGUGGACCAUAUGAAAACGUUUUUCAUAACGUGCGAGCUGCAUUUGGGAGUAACAGCGCCGACCGAACUUUGGACUUUCCGAGUUCAAAGUACAAUUUCUUUCAGGAUAUACACUUAUGGGAGAUGAGCCAAACGAACGGACAGAUAUUCAGUAAAGGACAAUUUCACGGGACGUCUCGUAAUUUGGAUACCGAACUGCAGGAAGCUGACAGUGCUAAUUUUCCGAUGCAGCCUGAGGCUGAAGCCAGACGUAUCCAUUUUACAAAAAGCUCGGAUAGCAAAGGCGACUCUUCUAUACUCGAGCCAGACAAUGCAGAGGAGAAUGCGUAUGGCCCCUUUCUUUCUGACCUGCACGACUGUUGCACAGAUCAAAAAUCCUCGCUACCAACUGCGCCCCGUAACAGACGGAAGAUAAAUCCUCACAGUGACGCCUGUGUUUCGAACAGUUGCUCCGAGUCAGCCUGCACCACCAUCUCAGAAACUGCACGAGAGCUGUGCAAGGCUGUCUCCGUCUCUCUUGGUUUGAACAUGGACUCAAAUGAGAUGAACGAACCGGGGCAUAAUCUCGCCUCAUCUCUCGCAAGUGACCUACGUAAAAACUUUAUGUUUGAAGUGCCUUUUUUGGGAAGUUCUGGAACCCAAGAAAGUGUCCCGCGGGCAGAAUACAAAUGCGCCAGAUUACAUGAUGGCCAACUGUUACAAAAUGACGAACUUUCUGGAAUGUUUAAAACUACCCAUGUUCAAGGCUUGACGAAUGAGGUUGCACCUUCACAUCUCAGCUCUUCAUAUUCAAACUGGGACACACAAGAGACAAGACUAAAUGCAGAGACUGAAACCUCAGCUUCUAAGGAGCAGGCGAGUUGCAUGACUAUGGAUGCAGCGCAUUCUGGUUUCUGUCAGUUUGACCAACUCUUGCCAACAACCCUGGCACAAUACAGUCAGAUAGAUCCAUUGUCAAUGGGUCGGAGCAACUUUAGGUCCCAGUUCUUUUACAAAACUUUGGCUCUUGCCAACGAGGCAGCCGAGCAUGUAGAAGGACGAUAUGUGGACAGUUCAAUACAAUAUAGUCCCAAGAUUAAGACCGAGAAUUUACAGAAUCAGUCUGGGGGCUCAUGGGAUCACCAGUACAGAUACAAUGAAAAUUGGCACUCACAAUAUGGACCCUCAAGACACGGUCUCCAUCCAUACUGUACGGAGACAAAUAAUCAAUUUGUUGUUGAACCGUUUGAUUACCAAAGAGGGGGCGGUCUGCUCCCGAGGGAUAGAUCUGCAUCGGAGUCGUGGUUCCCGGGUGGGAUGCUGAGCAAGAUGCCCUCCACAAAUCUUCCUUGCCUGAAGACUGAAGUUGCAGACUGGCUGGAAGUACCUUGCUCUGACAGAAUGCUGCUUGAGGGUGGCCGGGAGCAUGUGUUUCCCAUGGAGUUCUUCUUUCCGCCCCAGAGGACCUGCCUGAUUUGCGCAGACGAGGCAUCCGGAUGCCACUACGGGGCGCUUACAUGUGGCAGCUGCAAGGUCUUUUUCAAGAGAGCCGCUGAAGGAAAACAGAGGUAUCUUUGUGCAAGCAGGAACGAUUGCACCAUUGAUAAGCUGAGGCGGAAAAACUGCCCUAGUUGCCGCCUGAAGAAGUGCUUUGAGGCUGGAAUGACGCUUGGAGCUCGAAAAUUGAAGAAAAUUGGACAGUUGAAACCCCCGGAUGAGCUUCCCACCCAGGCCCCGACAGAUGCCAUCCAGUGCAUCUCUCCAACACCUGGCCUUAGCUUCCCCACCCAGUCGGUUUUCCUGAACAUCCUGGAGUCCAUCGAGCCAGAGGUGGUCAAUGCUGGCCACGACUAUGGCCAGACCGACUCUGCUGCCACUCUCCUGACGAGCCUGAAUGAACUCGGGGAGCGACAGCUUUUCAAAGUCGUCAAAUGGGCCAAGGGGCUGCCAGGUUUCCGAAAUAUGCAUGUCGACGACCAAAUGACUGUCAUUCAGCAUGCCUGGAUGGGAGUUAUGGUGUUUGCCUUAGGAUGGAGGUCCUACAAAAAUGUGAAUGCCAGAAUGCUGUACUUUGCUCCUGACCUUGUAUUCAACGACCGCCGGAUGCGUGUCUCCAGCAUGUACGAGCACUGCAUCCGGAUGAGGCACAUGUCCCAGGAGUUUGUCCUGCUCCAGGUCACUCAUCAGGAGUUCCUCUGCAUGAAGGCACUGCUCCUCUUCAGUAUCAUCCCAGUGGAGGGUUUGAAAAAUCAGAAGUACUUUGAUGAUUUGCGGAAUACCUACAUAAAUGAACUGGAUCGCCUCAUUAACUGCAGCAGAAAGACCAACUGUUCGCAGAGGUUUAUCCAGCUGACCAGACUCAUGGAUUCCCUCCAACCAAUUGUGAAGAAGCUUCACCAGUUUACAUUUGACCUUUUUGUCCAGGCACAGUCCCUUCACACGAAAGUCAACUUUCCAGAAAUGAUCGCUGAGAUAAUCUCAGUGCAUGUCCCAAGAAUCCUGGCUGGCAUGGCUAAACCAAUCCUGUUCCACAACUAGCAGGAUUCCUUAUAAUCCUGAGUUAGCUGCCCAUUCCCUGCCGGUUCUACACAUAACGAGCAAGGCUGUCUAGUGUAUCUUUCGGUUUUUCUUCCUAAUAGCUCAAUGUACCAUUCAGAACCAUUACAGUACCUUAGCUGCGUGUCAAACAUAAUUGAGAUCAUUUCCUGAAACAGGCAUGGUUUUAGCAUCAAUCUUAAGGGGUAGAGGGUGUCACCUGGCGCACAGCACUUCUGAAUUUCCAAAAUUCUUACCCCCAUUUUUUUUAUAUACAAGAAUGGGUGCUAUGAAGGCUGUGGGUAAAAUAAGAUUUAAGUAACACAAGAGUACAAUUGUUGCAUUACAGUAACUAAGGUUUACAAGAUCAGUGGCAGGUAUACAUGUCUAUGCAUAUGUUUAUGUAUGAAGCCGUGUUAAACAUGUAUCUGUGGUCUGGGUAUUUAAACUGCUUUUCUCAUUUGCUUAAAAACAAUAUAUACAUCAGAAAGGACACAGCUGUAUCAAUCUGUGUAUUCAGGACAUACAGGUAUAUAUUUACAAAUAUAUAUACUGUACAUACACACACAUUAAAGUUUUGGGUAACUUUUCUCAGUAUUGCCUAUAACAAUAUAAUUACUGGUACCAAAAGCAACUUGAAAUGGUACUAAAUCAUUUUAUUUAUUGAUGCAAAAAUGUUAUCCUCUCUAAAAAUAAAAUGAAAGGAGAACCUCUUUUUAACUACAGGCCAUUUAAACAAGUCUUUUUAUGGCAAAAGUAUUUUGCUUGUACAAGAUAAAUUUAAUAAAAUUAUAGUAUGGUAAAAUGAAAAAAGACAUCUUAACAGGGACCAUCUGAAAUAGUUAAAAAUGAGUAUCACCAUACCAAAUAAUUCAAAGGUUUUUUUUCCCAUGUUUUAAAGAAUUAGCAGCUAUGAGAAUACUGAAAGCAGAUCGGCCAAUUCUUCACUUAAUCUUUACAAGUCAAUUGUCAGGAAGUCUAUUUAAACAUAGUGUAACACAGGGAUUGAAAUAGCUGCAUGUUCUUUGUGAAAUGACUUUUUUUUGUGUGGAUGUUUUACCAUUUGUCUAUCUUAUCAUAGUGUAUUUGUAUGGCCUUAUGUGUUCCAAUGCAUGAAAUUAAUGUGUGUGAAAUUUUGGGAAAUUUAAUGUCUUUAAAAUCAGCCAUACUGAACAUGCCAAGGCCGUCAUCUCUUUUUAUUACUGUUAUGAGUUCACCAGUAAUAUUUAGGCCAUCUUUUGCGUUGAGCAUAUUUUCAUACAAACAUUUAAGUAUGAGCAAACAAAGUGUACGGACCAUAUAUUGUAGAUAUUUCAAUGUGUCUUUUAAAGCUAUAUGGGAAGAUCUGCAUGCAAACCUCAAACAUUUCUCAGUGUAGAAACUUUCUAAUAAAUGCAAAUGGUCAAAGUAUAGUACCAUCAGAAAACCUUUAGAUGUGUUUCUUUUUGAUAUAUGGUCAUACACAAAUUGAAUACAAUUGGCAAGCUACCAUAAGUGGAUAAUUAAAAUCCAAUUUCAUUUUUUUUUUUUAUAAAUAAAAUUUUAAAAAGUUUGUUUUUUAUGAGAACCUUUUUACAUUUUGUGCUUUUGGAAAUAAGAUAUUUCAGAUGUCUACCAAAGGUAGCUUACAUUCUGUCAAAUAAUAUAGCUUGCUGUAGGUGUGCAAUUCUUACACAUUUUAUGAGAUGUGUUGCAUUAUGUCUGCAAAAAAAAAAACAAAAAAAAAAAAAUACAUGCACAAUUUGCAUUAAAGUGCCAAACAGGCACAUCUUUCUCUGCACCAGCAAUACAUGUUUUAGUUACCACAUGCUUAUACAGGCAAUGCUUUAAAGCUCUUUAGUAACAUGUCUACUGCUUUUGAAAAAGAAAAAAAAAGUAUGUUUGGAAUUUAAUUGCAUACUGUACAGUGCAUUCAGUGUUGAUGUUUAGUCCGUUUAUAAAGCUUCCUCAAAUUUUGCAAACAAUCAAACCUUUGUAUAUGGAAUAUUCACAAUUUCCAUCAUAACUGGAGACAGUUUUAUAAAUACUGUAGGGAAAAUGGCUGUCUGUGCUGACCUUAGGGGUGACUCCAUACCUUGGGGGGUUAAUCUGAUUUUAGAGAUAAAUAUGAAAUUUGGGGUGAACUCAAAAAUUGGAGAGAAUUUGAAGCACUAAAUCUGAACUGAAAAAGAACAUCAAUACUAUAGUUGGGUUGCAUUACUAACUUUUUUUGAACAACAACAUAACAACAAAUCUUGUCUAGUUAUUGACUCGAUAUUUGUUGUUUUAUAUGUUAUUGGGCUAACAGCUAUAUCUGUAUCUCAUCAUAUUCAGUGUAUUCUAUAGCUCUGUAGAUAUAGUUUGGUUUUUUAGACAUGUUUGUUUAUUAUUACAGUAACCCCUUAUUAUCAAGUGGAGGAUUUGAGACUUAAUAUAAGAGCAAAACAGAAAAAAGAAAAGCAACCUGACACUCUAAAUAGGCCAUUGUAAGAAUAGGUUGUCAGAAUACACUUUGCGGUUGGCAUUCAUGAGCACUGUGCAAUUAUUUGCAGGUGUUUUCCCUUUUAUAACAACACCAAAUACACAUAAUUAGAAUAUGUAUGACUUCAGAGUGAAAUUUCAGGCUUAUAUUACAUAUAUUUUACGGACAAAAAACAUCACGUUGCUGACAGUUGUUUUUUUUGUUCGUUUUUUUUCAUUACAUCCUCCAUAAUAAUGUGAGGACCCCAUUAUUUAAAGUGUGAGGUGAAUUGAUAUGAAAGAAAAGUGUUGGUAAAAGAAUAAGUACAGGAAAGGGAUCAAAUACCACAUUAAACGAGGAUUACAACACUCACUUAUUUAUAUUUCAUUUUCCCAUGUAUUUAGAUCAUAUGAUAAACAUAACAUGAAACUUACACACUGUUGUGCAGCUGAAGAAAGUGUCUAAAAUUUGUGAGACAAAACUGACUCUUGUUAUGGCUUUGUUCAGUUUUUGCUACUGUGAAAUAUAAACUUUUGUAUUACAGCAUAUAGUCAUGUUCUUUAUUGCAUGUAAAGUAAAAGGGCAAAAAAUUACUUUAAAACAAACAUUAUCUGAGCAUGUUCAUGAGAAAAUAGAAACAUUUCCAUCAUCUCACCUACAGGCGAAAAAAGAAAAAUGACUCUCAGACCUAGUCCCAAUGGAAACCUUUCUAGGAAUUCCCUUUCCUCAGUUACUCUUGUCAUUUAACAAAAGUUUUAACCUUUGAUUCAGAAGUAGAAAGAAUAUCAUCCAUAUUCAUUGGCCUUCUGUGUGAUACGAGGUGAUUAUCUCACAGGUUUUUGGUUUUCUUAGAGAAGAUGCCAGUAUAUCUUCAUCAUCUUUGGCUUCUCAUUUGAUCUGUUGGUUACAUAAUAAGUUUCUCAAAAGUCUUAGUUUUUCUACUUUGAGACACAUUUCAGCUUCAUAUAUAAAGCUAUACAGUAUAUAUGUAUAUACAUUCAUAUAUAUAAGAGGAAAUUGAAUUCUACAAAAUUCUUCACAUGACAGAUUAUACAGAGUAUAAUUCACUCAAGGUGGCCCAAUAUUUGAAACAUUACUUUGCUCCAUCCAAGCGCUUAUCACCCACAUUUUGCAGAAGGCUUAAAACUGGUAUCGCUAUGUUGAGUAAAGUUACCACUGGUCUGAUUAUUAGUCGGAUUAUUGAAAUUCUGGAAAUUGGUGUAUAUUUAUGUCACUUUAGAUUUUUGGAAAGUAAUCCAAAUGACUUCAUUCCUGAUGCAUUCAUACCUCUGAGGUUUUAGAGUAUAUUAACAGGUUCCUUGCUGGUGAAGAUAAAUAGCUAAAAUUCACUUUCGUAAGUGAAAUCUCUUCAGACAAAUAGUCACUUCAGUUUAACAGCAAAGCAAAAACACAGUUGCAACACAAGGGUAUGAGGCUACUUUUUUUUGGUAGUAUCAACAGAUUUUCCAUUCACUGCAGAAAAUAAAUAAGCUACACAGCUACAUUAACUAAAGGCGAGACUACUUGACAAGGCAGAGUAACAUGUUUAUCCAUUACUUUGCCUUGAAUGUUAAAAUAUGUUUUUAAUUGACAUUUUCAGUGAUAUUUGGAUAGGGGAAAAUGCUGUUAUUAAAGCUGGAUGUACACCCUGAUCAUUUAAAUAUCUGCAUAAAGCUGUUUGUAUGUAUUAAUUAUACUCACCAGAUUUUGUGUAAAUGAUAUAAUGACUUUGUAACUGACAUAAACAUUUUUUUUAUUUCUGUUUUUGAAGACAACUGAGUGAAACUGAUUUGGACUCAUACAAAAGAAAAUCAACAGUCUAUGUGUCUUACUGUCUUCUGUACUUGAAUUUUCUGUUGACAUAUUUGUUUACCAGUUUUUAAGGUUGCCAAGCCUGGGGCUGCUUUCAAUGUAUUAAAGUAAAUUCUGGCUACCUAAAUGAAAUUUGUUACCUAACCUAUGUACAUUUAUGGGUUAUCUUUUUACAAGAUGUUUUCAUGUGAGACUUCUUUGUUUAUAAUUUAAGACUGGCCCUGUUUCAAACCUGAAAAUUAAUCAUCUAUCUUUGGCUUGCAUGGUCUAAGUAUUUGUAUACUGAUUAGUUAAACUAUUGGCUUUGUUUGUGUCCUUUGUAUUCUAUUAAACAUUGUCAAACAACUUUCA
Anguilla rostrata (American eel) is the source of this 7138-nucleotide messenger RNA. It is a transcript of the gene ar, whose product is annotated as androgen receptor. Gene Ontology annotation, cellular component: nucleus; chromatin. The record is from RefSeq and is a predicted model, not a curated record. Gene Ontology annotation, biological process: male gonad development; nuclear receptor-mediated steroid hormone signaling pathway; positive regulation of transcription by RNA polymerase II. Bases 145 to 2538 code for a protein of 797 amino acids. The transcript is spliced from 8 exons. NCBI's taxonomy places the organism in Eukaryota, Metazoa, Chordata, Actinopteri, Anguilliformes, Anguillidae. Gene Ontology annotation, molecular function: estrogen response element binding; nuclear receptor activity; zinc ion binding.